AUGAAUAAAGACAGUGCUUUAUUGUCAUUGAUACCAAUUAUUUGGAAAUUCGAUGAAAAUAAUUCAUUACGUCAACGAAAAGAUUUAAUCAAUAGAUUAAAAUUAAAUGUGAAAACAUUAAUGGAAUAUGCAUCAGUUUGUCGUUCAAUUCCUGAAGAUAGUACACAUGUAAUUCAUUUUUGUGAAUUAGUACAUGAAUCUCUUCGAAUUGGUUUGAAAACGCCACCAUUUCUGUUCUAUCAAAAUAUUUCAACUUAUUCAUUAAUAAUUCAUAAAAUAUCAAAUCAAUGUGAAGCAGCUUUAAAAGUGAUUAAUGAAUUUGAAAAAGAUUUCAAUAAUAUUGAAAAUUUAAACAAUACCAAUAAUACACAGUUCAAUUGUCGACAACAACAAUCGAACAUUUUAAACAAAAAUGAAUAUAAAUUAAAUUUUAAAAAAUUAUUUCAUUCUUUGGAUAAUAAUAAUAAAAAAAGCAAAAAUUUUCAUGUAAAUGAUCAAAUUUGUAAAAAAUCAUCAUCUUUAAAGAAAUUUUGUCCAAAAUUAAGAGAAUUUUACAACUCUGAUAGUAUUAUCGGUAAUAAAUGUGAUAUGAAUGUAUUUUUAUCCUUGAUUAGCGGUCCUUGUGCAAUUAAUUAUUCAUCACCUAUACAUGAAGAAUCAUAUUGGGUAAAUUUACAUGCAGAUGAAUUGAUUGAAAGACAACGUUUCACAUCAAUUACAAAUCAUAAUAAAAUUAUGAGUAGAAGUUCAUUACAAGUUCGAGAGAAAAAUAAAUCACCUUCAGUUUUCAUUGGAAAUUUCAAAGAGAAAACUGAGAAAACUUUGAAAAGAAUUCGAAAUUCUUCAUCUUUAUCUGAUUCAUCAUUUACAGAUACAAGUGUUGAUAGUUUAUAUCAAACGAAAAAAAGUACAUUACUUUAUGGAAAAAAUAAUGUUAUGUUAGGUGAUAAUCAACAUUCUUUUGGUUAUUUUGAAUUAAUCAGUUCAACAAAUGAUAUACUACUUAAAUGGACAUCGAAUAAUUUAUUAUUACAAGCUUCAAAUGAUAAAUCUUGUCAUUGUUCUAAUGACAAGGAUGGUGAUGAUGAUAAAUAUCAUGUUAACGAAUGUAUCUUAAACAAAUCUACAUGUGAAUUGAAUAAUCCUAGAGGAAUUCGUGAUAAAUGCGCUACUGCACAACACUCACAAUUAAUCAAAACCGCUAAUAAAAGAGUUGAUAAUGAUUUCCAAUUUGAUAUAUUCACAGUAUCAAUGAACAAAAUGGAAUAUGUUCAUCUACAUCAAGAUAAAUCUAGUGAAUAUUGUAUCAUUUUAAUUGGUUCCGAUGGUAUUCCAAAUCCACCAAUCAGAUUAUUUGGUGGAUUCAAUGCUGUUUAUAAUUUUCUAUUAUGUUUAGAUCAAGGAUUACAACCAAAUGGUUGUUUAAAUCCAUCACCUGCCGAUUUAAAUGAAGUCUUUGAAAAAACUGAGAUCCAAAGUAUACAACGACCAAAUGAAAAUCAACAAAUCAAGUCGAAACUUUGGAAUUUCAUUGAUUUUCGAAGUAGAAAAACUGAAUCAAAUGAAAUCUGUAAACAACUAACUGAUAUCAAGUGUAAAAAUCGUGACGACAAUGAUGUUGAGAAUAACACGGACAAAACCAACUUGACUCAAUUGGAUAAUGAACAGAAGAAUAAAACAUGUUCUCAAGAUAAAAUGAACGAAUUAAAAACAUCAUCAUCAUCACCAUCAUCGACAGUUUGUACAGAAAAAUUCAAAAAUAUAGAAACUAAAGGUGUGAUUUUCAAAAUUACACGUUACGAAAUCGCAAACAAUAAGAAUCAUGAUGUUUUUAUGGAACAAGACAAUAAACAUAUACAAGAUCAAUUAUCAAUGGAACCAACAAACAACAAUGAAUUAAAACAAACAACAGAUGAGCAAAAUGAUCAAACAUCUCAUAAAGAAGAAUUCAUCAAUUCAAUGGAUAUAGUUGUAACAAUCAAAUUACAAUUAUUGUUGAGAACUUUCAAAGCAUGGCUUACAUACACUCGCCAUAUGAACAAUGUACGAAAACUCUUAUCAUCACUAGUCAUACAUUCUGACAGGAACUAUACAAGUUCACUUGAUCGACAUGAGAAACUAACUAGAGAAAAAUGGAAUGAACUAUUUGUAAAUAUUCCAGAUAAGCAAAAUUUUGAUCCCCGUUGUAUUUAUGAAUGUAUUUAUUAUGGUGGUUGUGAAUCGGAAUUACGUAAUGAAGUUUGGCCUUAUCUAUUAGGUGUAUAUGAUUGGACAAUGAAUAAAGAGGAGAAAAACACUAUUGAUGAACAAUUUAAAGUACAUUAUUAUGAAAAAUUAAAAGAAUGGACUAAAAUCGAAGCAAUUAUUCAUGAGUUAGAACAAAAUGAAAAUGCACAUACAACAUUAUCAUCACAAAUGAAUUAUAGUCAACUUAUGAAUAAUUCAUCACGUGAUUCUACAUCUUGUUUAAACAAAUGUAAAGAAAGUAUAUUAAAACAAUUUGAAUAUACGCUAGACUCUGUGAAAAAAGAUGUUGUACGAUGUGAUAGAAAUAAUUGUUUUUAUUCAAAGUUUGAUUCUCAAGGUGAUCGAAAUUUGGCUAUAAUUCAACGAAUCCUCCUAACAUAUGUUUGGGAAUUCCUCGAUGAUGAAUAUACACAAGGAAUGUGUGAUAUUGUUGCACCAUUACUGGUUUUAAAGUUAGAAAAUUCAACACUACCUACAUCAUCAUCGAUUCACUUGAAUAAUAAUAAUAAUAAUAAUAAUAAUAAUAAUAAACAUUCCGACACUCCUCCUACAUCAUUGAUAACCAAUGAAAUUCCAUUGACAAUUGAACAAAAUCAUGAUCAUUUAAAAAAGAAAUUAAAUGAAAUUGAAAUUAGUACUUAUAUUUUAUUUAAAUAUAUGAUGGAAAAUCAUUUUAAAAAAUUAUUUGAUAAAGAAACAGCCACUUAUUAUAUGGAUCAAAAAUUUGAUCAAAUCAAAUCAUUAAUUCAAAUAUUAGACCCUCAAUUGAUUGGUCAUUUACAGCAAUUCAGUGAUUUUACACAGUUCUACUUUUGUUAUCGCUGGUUCUUAUUGGAUUUUAAAAGAGAAUUUAAAUAUCAAGAUAUUUUUCAAAUAUGGGAAGUGAUUUUAUGUGCUAACCGCAUCAUAUCGAAAGAUUUCAGUUUAUUCAUUGCAUUGGCAUUAAUACAACAUUAUCGUGAUGUGAUUAGUUCCAAUCAUAUGGAAUUAACUGAUAUUUUGAAAUUUUUUAAUGAACGAGCUGAACAUCAUAAUGUUGAAGAUAUUUUAAAUCUUGCACGAUAUUUUGCUGAUACUGUUCAAAAGUUGACUAGUAAAACCAAUAACAACAACAACAACCAAUGAAAAUUAACUCAUAAAUAUUUUUUUGUUUAAAAC
This is a messenger RNA of Schistosoma turkestanicum, 3405 nucleotides long. NCBI's taxonomy places the organism in Eukaryota, Metazoa, Platyhelminthes, Trematoda, Strigeidida, Schistosomatidae. The record is from the annotation of a GenBank genome assembly.